This is a messenger RNA of Lycium ferocissimum, 648 nucleotides long. Its product is annotated as ethylene-response factor C3-like. Bases 58 to 621 code for a protein of 187 amino acids. The transcript has a single exon. Gene Ontology annotation, biological process: regulation of DNA-templated transcription; ethylene-activated signaling pathway. The record is from RefSeq and is a predicted model, not a curated record. NCBI's taxonomy places the organism in Eukaryota, Viridiplantae, Streptophyta, Magnoliopsida, Solanales, Solanaceae. Gene Ontology annotation, molecular function: DNA-binding transcription factor activity; DNA binding.
UAAGGAGAGAUCAUAAAAAGGCUUAAUAGUGAAAAAAAAAAUCUAUCUCCACCACACAUGGAUUUGAAGAUUCAAGAUGAGAAAAAAACUUCAAAAAUUUCUAUUUUUGAAGCUAAAGUUGAAGCUGAAUCAUCAAUAGAAACUGAUUCUUCCAAAGAAAAGGAAACAAAUGAGGAAUUAGAAGUUAACUUCCGUCCAAAAAAACACCUGAAGUAUGUAGGUGUCCGAAAAAGGCCAUGGGGAAAAUUUGCAGCUGAAAUUAGGGAUUCCAGAAGGAAUGGAAUUAGGGUUUGGCUUGGAACUUUCGACACUGCUGAAGAAGCUGCUUUGGCUUAUGACCAAGCCGCAUUUUGCACGAGAGGUCCUUCAAUUUUCCUGAAUUUCCCAGUGGAAAAAGUACGCGAAUCGCUACAAAAAAUGGAAUGUAGCUACUUAUUGCAAGAUGGAUUAAUUUCACCAGCUGCUGCUCUAAAAGAGAAACACAAGAAGAGAAAUAGUACUUCAAGAAAAAAUAAGCAAGUGAAUAGUAUUAAAGAAGAAGAGAAUGUGUUAAUAUUUGAAGACUUAGGUUCUGAUCUAUUAGAUCAAUUAUUAUCUGAGUACUCCUCUUGUUCAAAUUAGUCUACUAAUUUUGUAAGUAAAUCUUGU